UAGUAAAGGAUUUUGAUCUUUUCAAACAUCUCAUUUUUCAUUCAUUGCUGUGGGCCCGUCCAAAAGAGACCUAUUGACGCUUGACCUGAAGACUCAAACCAUUUAACAGCUUUAAAAAACCAUCUCCUUUCUUCAAUCCACGGCCCAUCAUCCCCUCAUCAACAACCUUUGUAUUUCGAAGAAAGAAAACAUGAAAACAAUACAACCUGCAUCUCUCCUCCUCAUAAUACCGCAACUGCUACUCCUUAUCAUUAGUUUAUCAAAACAAACAAGAGCUCAAAACAUAAGCUCGGACACCACACUCACCACUUCCGGCACCACCACCAGCGUCAUGUCCCCCUCCGGUGACUUCUCUUUUGGCUUCACUCCCCUACCAUCCAACGAUAACACCACCACAAAUCUCUUCCUCCUGGCCAUUUGGUUCGCCAAGACUGUAGACAAAACUAUAGUCUGGACGGCCAAUGGCAACAAUCCAGCACCAGCAGGCUCGGAGCUCAACCUCACCCCCAAUGGCACACUCUUAUUGACAAGUCCCAACGGAACCACCAUCUUCUCCUUAGCCUCAGGCGCUGGCUCCCAUGCCGCCAUGCUCGACACCGGCAACUUAAUCCUAGUCGACGCAAACUCUGACGACCCCGCUUGGCAGAGCUUUGACCACCCGACUGACACCAUACUCCCAACUCAAGUCCUUACUUCCAAUAUCUUCCUCCAGUCACGUCUCUCCAACACUGACUUCUCCACCGGCCGGUUUAGACUUUAUCAGAAAGACGGCAAGCUCAGCCUAUCCCAAGUAGCCAUUCCCAAGGAUACCCUAUACGAGCCUUACUGGUCAUCUGAUCAAGCAGUCGAUGGAACUCAGCUCGUCUUCGACCGCUCCGGCUAUGUCUAUUUUGAUCUCACUAAUAACACUCAUCUCAACGUAACCACAGCUAACCUAGACUCAUCGUCGUUGUCCAAGUUCUAUCAGAAGGGGACGUUGGAUGUCGACGGUGUGUUUAGGCAUUAUAAAUACCCAAAGGACAAUACUGGAGGUUGGCAGCAGAAGUGGAAUAUUGCAGACCGUGUGCCCCGUGAUACCAAUAUCUGUUUGAGGCCUAUCCCUGAUGACUACUAUGGCAGCGGUGUUUGUGGUUACAAUAGCUUCUGCCAAACGGAUGUCGAGAGUGAUCAGUUAACUACUUGCAAAUGCCCUUCUAACUACUCGUUCAUUGACUCUCGUAACCAGUACAGUGGCUGCUCACCAGACUUCGAUACCCAGCGUUGCGAUGUAGAUGAUACAGCACGGUUUCAACUCGUGGCGAUGACAAACACCGAUUGGCCGAGAUCAGACUAUGAACAUUACACAAAUGCCAGUGAAGAGGAGUGCAGGGAGUUCUGUUUAAAAGAUUGUCUCUGUGCUGUGGCGAUAUUUAGGAAUGUCGAGUGCUGGAAGAAGAGGCUGCCACUUUCUAAUGGCAGGACCGAUAGCACAGCAAAUGCUUUUAUCAAAGUAGCAAAGGAUGGUUCAACUUCAAGGGACGAACAACCGGCUGAACACGAUGAAAAAAUUAAGAAAGAAUACUGUUCAAAGGCUAUGGUGGUUGUUGGCUCUACACUUCUCGGUGGCUCGGUGUUGAUCAACUUGUUUCUACUUGCUUAUACUUUGAUGGUGGCCUUCUACUCUUCCAGAAAAAGAAAGCAGAACCAAUUCCAUCCAGAGACGUUGGCCGGUGUAGGAGGGUCUAACCUUCAUUCUUUUACAUACAAACAAUUACAUGAGGCCACAAAUGGCUUCAAUGAAGAACUUGGGAGAGGGGCAUUUGGCACUGUUUAUAAGGGGGUAUUGCAAAGGGAGGAUAGGAUCUUCAUUGCAGUGAAGAAACUGGACAAGCUGUUGAAAGACGCAGAGAAGGAAUUUACGUCGGAAGUGAGAUCAAUUGGGCAAACACACCACAAAAAUUUGGUGCGAUUGAUUGGUAUCUGCAAAGAAGCGGAAAACAGGAUGUUAGUGUAUGAAUUCAUGAGCAAUGGUUCAUUGACGAGCUUCCUCUUCGGCGAAGAGAAACUGGAGUGGAACAAGAGAGUGAACAUCAUCUAUGAUGUCGCCAAAGGCCUACUCUAUCUGCAUGAAGAAUGUGUUUCUCCAAUCAUUCACUGUGACAUCAAAAGCCAAAACAUACUCUUGGACGACCAUUUUGUGGCAAGGAUAUCGGAUUUCGGAUUGGCAAAGCUUCUGUUGGUGGAUCAAACAAGAACGAACACUGGAAUUCGAGGGACCAAAGGGUAUGUUGCACCGGAAUGGUUCAAGAACACACUGGUGACGACAAAGGUGGAUGUUUAUAGUUAUGGAGUUUUGAUGCUGGAGAUCAUUUGCUGCAGAAAAAACUUGGAACUAGAAUUGGGGUUUGAUCAGGAGAGAGCAGUGUUGGUUUACUGGGCUUGUGAUUGUUAUAGAAAUGGCGAGCUGGAUCUUUUGGUGGAAAGUGAUAUAGAAGCCAUGAUGGACAUGAGAAGAGUGGAGAAAUUUGUAAGGGUGGCCAUUUGGUGUAUACAAGAAGACCCAUCAUUGAGACCUUCAAUGGAGAAGGUAACACAGAUGCUUAAAGGCUCUGUUGAUGUUCCUGUGCCUCCUGAUCCUUCUUCAUUCAUGAGGACACUCAGAUAGGAAUCCUUGUCCAUCCUUUAUAUGCGUGCUUUUAAGUUUCAGUGCUGGAAUGUUGUUGGUCUUUGUCGAGUAAACGUAGUCAGAAGUCUUUUUUGUACGUCCUGCUUCACCACUUUCAAUUGAGUGAUGGAAAUUGAAAAAAAAAUAAUAAAAAAAAAGCCUAAACUUAUGUUUUUAGUCCAUUUUUCUUUUCA
Messenger RNA from Dioscorea cayenensis subsp. rotundata (Guinea yam), 2838 nucleotides. RefSeq names its product G-type lectin S-receptor-like serine/threonine-protein kinase LECRK3. Lineage: Eukaryota; Viridiplantae; Streptophyta; Magnoliopsida; Dioscoreales; Dioscoreaceae. Gene Ontology annotation, molecular function: protein serine/threonine kinase activity; ATP binding. The transcript has a single exon. The record is from RefSeq and is a predicted model, not a curated record. Bases 191 to 2644 code for a protein of 817 amino acids. Gene Ontology annotation, biological process: protein phosphorylation.